Molecule: messenger RNA, 1769 nt
Organism: Leptonychotes weddellii (Weddell seal)
Lineage: Eukaryota; Metazoa; Chordata; Mammalia; Carnivora; Phocidae
Source: RefSeq, a predicted model, not a curated record
GCGGCACUUCCUCCUGAAGGUGACUGCGCCGGGCGAGGACGCGGAGGGGCGGGGCCGGGCGAGCCGGGAGCCAGGAUUGGGUGCGGGGCGGGGCGGCGGAGGGAUUGCGGCGGCCGCAGCGGGGAUAACCUUGGGGCUCAGGCGGCCGACUCUGGCACAGCAGCUCCGCGUCGCGAGCGUCGAGACCGUUCUGCGGCGGUAGUGCAGCUCGAGCGGGACCACGCCGGAGGACCUCAGCAGCCAUGUCAAAGCCCCAUAGCGAUGUCGGCACUGCCUUCAUCCAGACCCAGCAGCUGCACGCAGCCAUGGCCGACACGUUCCUGGAACACAUGUGCCGUCUGGACAUCGACUCGCCACCCAUCACGGCCCGGAACACUGGUAUCAUCUGUACCAUCGGCCCAGCUUCCCGAUCGGUGGAGAUGCUGAAGGAGAUGAUUAAGUCUGGAAUGAAUGUGGCUCGUAUGAACUUCUCUCAUGGAACCCACGAGUACCAUGCAGAGACCAUCAAGAACGUGCGCACAGCCACGGAGAGCUUUGCUUCCGACCCCAUUCUCUACCGGCCGGUUGCUGUGGCCCUGGACACCAAAGGACCCGAGAUCCGAACCGGGCUCAUCAAGGGCAGCGGCACUGCGGAGGUAGAGCUGAAGAAAGGGGCCACGCUCAAGAUCACUCUGGACAAUGCCUACAUGGACAAAUGUGAUGAGAAUAUCCUGUGGCUGGACUACAAGAACAUCUGCAAGGUGGUGGAAGUGGGCAGCAAGAUCUACGUGGAUGAUGGGCUUAUUUCUCUGCAGGUGAAGCAGAAAGGUGCUGACUUCCUGGUGACGGAGGUGGAGAACGGUGGCUCCUUGGGGAGCAAGAAGGGUGUGAACCUCCCCGGGGCUGCUGUGGACUUGCCUGCUGUGUCGGAAAAGGACAUCCAGGAUCUGAAAUUUGGGGUAGAACAGGAUGUAGAUAUGGUGUUUGCAUCUUUCAUCCGCAAGGCCUCAGAUGUCCAUGAAGUCAGGAAGGUCCUGGGAGAGAAAGGGAAGAACAUCAAGAUAAUCAGCAAAAUUGAGAAUCAUGAGGGAGUUCGGAGGUUUGAUGAGAUCCUGGAAGCCAGUGAUGGCAUCAUGGUGGCUCGUGGUGAUCUAGGCAUUGAGAUUCCCGCAGAGAAAGUCUUCCUUGCUCAGAAGAUGAUGAUUGGGCGGUGCAACCGAGCCGGGAAGCCUGUCAUCUGUGCGACGCAGAUGCUGGAGAGCAUGAUCAAGAAGCCCCGUCCCACCCGGGCUGAGGGCAGCGAUGUGGCCAAUGCAGUCUUGGAUGGAGCCGACUGCAUCAUGCUGUCUGGAGAGACAGCCAAAGGGGACUACCCGCUCGAGGCGGUUCGUAUGCAGCACCUGAUUGCCCGUGAGGCAGAGGCCGCCAUCUACCACUUGCAAUUAUUUGAGGAACUCCGCCGCCUGGCGCCCAUUACCAACGACCCCACAGAAGCCGCCGCCGUGGGCGCCGUGGAGGCCUCCUUCAAGUGCUGCAGUGGGGCCAUAAUCGUCCUCACCAAGUCUGGCAGGUCUGCUCACCAGGUGUCUAGAUACCGCCCCCGCGCCCCCAUCAUUGCUGUGACCCGGAAUCACCAGACUGCUCGCCAGGCCCACCUGACUGCAGUUGUAGUGGCCCGCGGCGGCCCAGGAGGCAGCGUGGAGCUGUCCCGGCACAACCCAGCCGCGCCCGUGCGCCAGGCCCGUCCCGAUCCGGCGCGCUGGGGCCGGUCUCUCAGCCGGGAGACCUGA